Messenger RNA from Colletotrichum phormii, 2109 nucleotides. Its product is annotated as Chs5p-Arf1p-binding proteins-domain-containing protein. The transcript has 6 exons. Gene Ontology annotation, cellular component: exomer complex. The coding region runs from base 1 to 2109 and encodes 702 amino acids. Lineage: Eukaryota; Fungi; Ascomycota; Sordariomycetes; Glomerellales; Glomerellaceae. Gene Ontology annotation, molecular function: protein binding. The record is from RefSeq and is a predicted model, not a curated record. Gene Ontology annotation, biological process: Golgi to plasma membrane transport.
AUGGUUGCGCCGGCUGUGCCCGAGCUUACCGAGGAGAUUCUCUCCGAAUCAAUUGAAGCCCGAACCGAGUCCCUCAUCUCCCUUCGCGAGCUUGGCCCUCCCGACCUCGUCCAUCUCCUGAAGCAGGCCACGAGAAACCCUGGCAAGCAGAUCGGAGUCUACCACCACGUCACCGGUGUCGACGCUUCCUCCUCGGCAAGUCUUGCUGCCUACAUCAACACCCUGACCUACCGCGAGCAUGGCCAGGCUGUGCAAACAAAAAUCUCGGAAGGUCUCUACUGCUGUUACAAUGCCUUCUCCCGACUCGACAUGCGAGUCCAUGUAACAAUCCCCGGAACCGUAGAAAGCUACUGCGUAGACGAACGAGGCGAGAAGCGUAAGGCGACGGAUGACUUGUGGUUGGAGACCUACCUCUGCAGCGUCCUCCGAGCCUACUCCUACGCCGAUGACGGUAGCGGAGAGACGAUUCGGAAGAUUAUGGGUGUGCGCAGAUACAACCCUGUUACCAACACCGAGACCGAACACCGCUUCCUUGGUGCCGCCGAGCAGCUCUUCUUCCGAGGCUGGCAGCUGGGUUCAGACUCUGUCGUUCAAGUGCCGAACAAUGUCUCAAACCAUUUGACCGCAGGCCUCUUGAAGUAUUUCCAGACCACCGGACGCCAUGCUUCCGGCAUCAACCUUUUCGAGAAACUCAGAGACCAGAACAUCGAGGUUUCCUCCCUUUUGGCCAAGGUCCUGUUCAUGGGCAACGAGGAAGUCCAAGGUGUCAAGGUGCUGCACCAGGCACUGAAAGAGUCACCGAUGGACUACGUCAUGCUCGACACGCAGGCUGAGUUCCUUCUCAGAAAGGCGCAGACCGCCGCAACGCCAGAAUUGAAGGAAGAGAGGCUUCGCUUGGCCCUGGGCUGUGCCGACCGCAGUACCAUUGCUGCUCCUAGUGAAUUCGGCACAUGGGCGAGACUGGCGCAAGUCUACGUGGCAAUGGAGGACUGGGAGAAUGCCCUGACCAUUCUCAACUCCUGUCCCAUGUUUACGUACCAGGAUAAGGACGCGCCUCAGAUGCCCGAACCGAAGGAUGUUCACCUCCCAACUCUUCCAGAGACCCGCUUGGACGAGAUCGACAGCGAACCCGAGUCUAGAUACUCUGAGCAGGUCGAUGCUAGUCUCCUGAACCUCCGUGCUUCGGUUUAUAAGGGAACCUUCAAGCAGGCUUACGGCAUCCUGACCGAGAUGACUUCCAAGAUUGGAUGGGAUCAGCUACUCAAGAUCAGAAGCACUGUGUUUGUCAUGGAGGACGAAUACCGCUCCGAGAAGCAGGAAACCUCGCAGCCUCAACGUAACCCCAGCACCGACGGCCUUCGUGGAACCCCAGACCCGACGACCAAUGGCGAUCGAUCGGACUCGGAGAGUGACGACGAGGAUGGAGAUGAGGAGAAGAAGGCGAAGCCGACAGAUGCCGAUUCCACCGCCGAGACGUUGGCACCAAAUGGACAGACAGAGGGUGAGGCUGUAGAGAAGCCUACUCACGCGAUCGACCCUGGUGAACUGAAGGGCGACGCAGAACCCGGUGCGCAGACCGACGACCAUCUAUCUAAGCUGAACAAUAAGCGGCUUUGCGAGCGCUGGCUUGAUAGCCUCUUUAUGGUGUUGUAUGAGGAUCUGCGUGUCUAUACAAUCUGGCGCACGCAGAUGGCCCAGUAUCGCGCGCAGUCCAUGCAGUAUAAGAAGUCGGCUGAAGAGUGGGAAAUUCUAGGCUCUCUGGCAGAGAGACUCCAGCACCCAGAAGAAGCUGUGGAGGCCUAUAGAGCAUGCCUCGCCGCAAGGUUCAGCCCCAAGGCCUUGACUGGCAUCCUCCGCGUUUUUGAGGAAGGCAAAAACACUCGCGAGACGGUCGCAUCAGUCAUUCGUCUCGUUACCUGGCAGUACAGAUGGUACUCGGAGUUCUCACCAGAGCUUCUCCACACAGUCCGGACGCUCAUCGAGGAUGAGGGUGCAGUCAAGAUCAGAAGCAUCAUCCAAGCCACCAGCCUCCCACAGAACGUCCUUGAUCUGACCCAUCAUUACGCUGCGCUUUGCGCCACUUUCCGCAGCAGCGGCACCGACGGUUAG